This is a messenger RNA of Drosophila virilis, 840 nucleotides long. RefSeq lists its product as uncharacterized. Lineage: Eukaryota; Metazoa; Arthropoda; Insecta; Diptera; Drosophilidae. The record is from RefSeq and is a predicted model, not a curated record.
CAUACUAACAUAUGCUUGGAGCUCAGCUUAAAGCUGCUGCUCGGCGCUUCCCAGCUAUAGCUCAGUUUUAUUUAUUCUGCAUAUCGAGUCGAAACUAAUUAAAACAAGUAAAAUGUUUCAAUUGCAUAUUUUGCUACUUUGUGCAUUGUUUCUGAUUGUCAUUGGUGUGGGCUGUGCUCAAAUUGCAUAUGUGGAGGAUGCGGACAUCGAUAAGAGGAAAAUAAAUCUGGAGGGCCGCAAGCCGCUUUACUCGCCUGCUCGCUGCGCCCGCUAUCAGCUCUUGUACCCUGGAGAUCAGCUUAAUGACUGGAUAUGCGAUUGCGCGCCAGCGGCGCUUUAUCAUCCGGAAACCGAUGCCUGCUAUCCGGCGUACAGGCAAGGCCCCUGCAAUGAGACUGAAAUGCUGGUGCUGUAUAAGGAGAAAAUCAUACCCGAAUGCGUUAGCAAUCCCUGUCGUCAAGAUGGUCAUUUUCUGAUACGCGACAAGUGCUUUGAGUUUGGCAACGUCAAUAACAGUAACAAUCCCUGCCCCAACAAGGAAUACACCUAUGUGCUGGGCGUCAAUCCAAAGACCCUGAUGGUCGACUGUGUGCAGCUGUCCAUGCAGCUAGAAACACGCAUUUCCGAACAGGAACCUAACCAACCAGUGGCUCCGCCCGAUUACCACAUUGAGCUGGCCGAGAAAUGCCUACGCGGCAGUCGCCUUUCCACUCAAGGGCGUUGCGCAGCUGCGCCCUGAAAGUGGGUCAAAUUAAUAUACUCAACAUGAUUUUUAACUUUUUAGUUUAUAGCAACAAUAACAACUACUUAUAUACAUGUUAAUCGCGAGAUGUUCACGAA